Molecule: messenger RNA, 1182 nt
Organism: Cordyceps fumosorosea ARSEF 2679
Lineage: Eukaryota; Fungi; Ascomycota; Sordariomycetes; Hypocreales; Cordycipitaceae
Product: U1 small nuclear ribonucleoprotein
Exons: 4
Coding region: 1-1182 (393 amino acids)
Biological process (GO): mRNA splicing, via spliceosome
Cellular component (GO): precatalytic spliceosome; U2-type prespliceosome; U1 snRNP
Molecular function (GO): mRNA binding; U1 snRNA binding
Source: RefSeq, a predicted model, not a curated record
AUGACGGACAAGCUCCCACCGAAUUUGCUGGCGCUGUUUGCGCCGCGGCCGCCGCUGCGAUGGGUUGAGCCCCCCGACCAUGCCCCCGAGAAGCGCAAAACGGCACACAUCGACGGACUGGCUGCUUUCCUGCCUGACCUGGAGGCAUACAAGGAGAACGAUACCAGCGUUCCGACAGAGAGCUGGCUGGAAGCGCGCGAUCGCAAGAAGCUCGAGAAGAAGGAGGCUGCCGAGGAGCUAUCCGCAAACGCGCCCAAAUACUAUAAACCCAAUGAGGAUCCUCUGAUUCGCGGUGAUGCGUUCAAGACCCUUAUUGUUGCGCGCCUAAGCUACGAAGCUGACGAGCGUGAUUUGGAGCGCGAAUUCGGCCGCUUCGGACCCAUCGAGCGCACUCGCAUUGUCGUCGACACGCACGCGGCCGAAAAGGGAAACAAGAAGAAGAAGCCACACCGUGGCUAUGCAUUUGUUGUCUUUGAACGCGAAAAAGACAUGAGAGCGGCCCUGGAUGCUUGUGAUGGAAUCCGCAUCAAAGAUCGACGGAUCAAGGUAGACGUCGAGCGUGGCCGAACUGUCAAGGGCUGGAAGCCAAGACGACUGGGUGGUGGUCUGGGAGGCCGAGGGUAUACGAAAGCUCUACCCGCUCGCCCUGGUGGUCCUGGCGGCUUUGGUGGUGGUUUCCGCGGCGGUAGAGGCGGCUUCGAAGGCGGUCGCGGCCGGGGCGGCUUCCGUGGUGGUUUCGGUGGUCGUGGUGGGGGCUUCCGAGGCGGCGAUCGCGACUUUGGCGGUCCUCGUGGUGACCGCGGUGACCGCGGUGACAGAAACGGAUUCGCGCCCAGAGACGCGCCAUCUGGCCCUGGCGGUUUUGAUAGGCGCAAUGGCGACCGCGACCGCGGAUUCGACCGGGGCAGCCGCUACGAUGACCGGCGCGGAGACCGGGAUCGCGACCGUAACCGCGACCGCGACCACCACGACAGAGGCGACAGACCGCCCCGCGAUGGCGGCCGAUUCGGUGAUCGUGACGGUGGCCGUCGUACCGGGAGCAACAACGAGCCAAUCGGCCGACGCGACGGUGGGUUUCGCGAGCGGGACAGAGACUUCGACCGGCCUCGUGACGAAGACAACCGGAAGCGAGGAUAUGACGGCGGCGGCUACGAGGAUCCCCGGAAGAUCCGCAGAUACUAA